Messenger RNA from Archocentrus centrarchus (flier cichlid), 6460 nucleotides. Its product is annotated as collagen alpha-1(XVIII) chain-like. The record is from RefSeq and is a predicted model, not a curated record. Gene Ontology annotation, biological process: extracellular matrix organization. Gene Ontology annotation, molecular function: extracellular matrix structural constituent conferring tensile strength. Lineage: Eukaryota; Metazoa; Chordata; Actinopteri; Cichliformes; Cichlidae. The transcript has 43 exons. The coding region runs from base 131 to 5038 and encodes 1635 amino acids.
UUUUAUGCCUCUGCUUUCAUUCACUGGAUGCUCAGUGGCCCUUGAACAGCCAGGAUUUAACUGCUAACCGGCUGGCUAACAGGUGGUGCAUUGGGGAAACAGUGAGAGCACUGUUGCUGCAGCCAGCGUCAUGUGGAGGAGGCUCCAGACUCCGAUUCUUCUCCUCAUCCUCUGUGUUGGGAGCUUGGAGGCCUGGUUCUGGAGUCGCACACCUGAAAAAACAACAACAGAAGCGGUAAAGUUAGAUGCUACUACUACGCCCGUUUAUACAGUAAGGGAUGAAGGUUCUACAACAACGGUCAGUGGUACAACAGAAGAAGAGGAUGGGGCUACAGCCACAGCUACUAGUGCAAAGAUGGAACUGGAAAAUGCCACCAUGACAACCAGUGGUCCAAAGACAGAGGAGAAAGGUGUCACUGUGGCAGCUGGUAGUGUGACAGAGGAGGAAGGUUCUUCCACAACAGCAGAGAAGGAAGUAGGUGCUACAAGGACAUUCACUGGUGCAAAAGAGGAGGCAGAAGGUUCCACUGUGACAAUCAGUGUUGCAGCGACGGAGGUUCAAGGUCCCACCGUGACACCCAGUGGUGCCAAUCAGGAGGAGGAAGGGGCUGCGACAACUAACAGUGUAAAGGUGGAAGAGGAUGGUGCCACCACAGCAACUACUAGUACAAAAGAGGAAGAAGGUUCUACCAUCACACCGACUAAUAGAACAGCAGAGGAGGAAAGUUCCUCCAUGACACCCAGGGGUGCAAAGGAGGAGGAAGAAGAGGAUGACGACUUGUCCGGGAUCGGGGAAGAAAUCUUCAAUGUGGCCACAGGAAUCCGUAAAUUUAUCAAGGCUUGGGACGCGACCACGACCACGACCACCUGGACUGCUAGCAGCGGCCUGACAGAGACGACGGAGACGCCUCACGUGACGAUGAAGCCAGAAGAGAGCAGCAUCUCUUUACUCCAGCUGAUUGGAGAACCUCCACUAGACGAGUUCACCAGUGUCUUCGGACCAACGGGCCAGCCUGUCUAUAGGUUCACGCCUUCAGCGGUGCCGAGCCAGCCGGCUCUGGUCCAUGUCCCCAACCCUUUCUACCGCCACUUCUCCCUCCUCUUCUACAUCAAGCCCUCCACUCCCGCCGCCUCCGUCCUCUUCGCCAUCACAGACGGCACUCAGAAGAUCAUGUAUGUCGGCGUCAAGCUCAGUGCGGUCAAGUCUGGCCGUCAGAAGGUGCAGUUAUUCUACACCGAGCCCGACUCUGAGGCUUCGUACGAGGCGGCCAGCUUUGAGGUGCCGAGCAUGGUGGACACCUGGAGUCGCUUCUCACUGUCCAUCUUGGAGGACCAGGUGACCUUAUACCAAGGCUGCGACUCUGAGCCACAGGUGGUGAAGUUCGAGCGUUCGCCGGACCCCAUGGAGCUCGACUCUGCGUCGGGGAUCUUUGUGGGUCACGCAGGAGGAGCCGACAGCGACAAGUUCCUGGGUGACAUGGCAGACCUGAAAGUGGUGGGAAACCCUCAGGCAGCUGAGCGCUUAUGUGACGAUGAGGACGACUCUGACGCUGCCUCUGGUGACUUUGGUAGCGGCGAGGGCGACAGGAGGCAGACAGGAGGCAGCGUGAAGACCACCCCUCCACCUUUCCGUCCAGUGCCUGAACCUCCAUUGAUUUCCACACACAUAAACAGACUCACACAAACAGAUGUCAGGUAUCAUCCCUCCGUGGACUACAGCAGGCAGGACUACAGCAGGUCUGGAUUACUAGGCUCAAGAGGUUCCGGUGGAGCUAAAGGAGACAAAGGAGACAAAGGAGAGAGAGGCUCAAAGGGCGACCAGGGCCCCGCGGGACCAAAGGGAGACUCGGCUGUCAGCGUUGGCUCUGGAUUUUCCUCACAGGGUGGAGUCCAAGGACCGAGGGGUGAAAAAGGUGACAAGGGGGAGACUGGCAAAGUUUACCCAGGGAAAAAAGGCGAACGUGGGGCUCAGGGGCCUCCUGGACCACCUGGCCCUCCAGGACCUGCAGCUGAGGUGGUCCGACUUGGGGAUGGUUCCAUUGUGCAGCAGAUGUCCGGACCUCCUGGACCACCUGGGCCGCCAGGGUUGGAUGGGGCUGCAGGACCUCCAGGAGCUGAUGGCGAGCCUGGUGAUCCAGGAGAGGAUGGAAGAGCUGGUCCUCCAGGGCCACAGGGUGUUCCAGGAGUUCCAGGACUUCAGGGUGCCAAAGGCGAAAAGGGUGAACGUGGAGAGGGUCAGCCUGGACCCAGAGGCCCCCCAGGUCCACCAGGACCUCCUGGACCUGGUACUGGUGAUCGUCCAACAUUUGUUGACAUGGAGGGCUCAGGAUUCCCAGACUUGGAUAAAAUCCGGGGUCCACGUGGUCCGCCUGGCCUCCCGGGUCCUCCUGGCCCUCCUGGGAUCCCUGGUACUUCAGUGGCUGUGGGAUCCAAUGGUCCAAUAGCUGUUGGACCUGCUGGACCACCGGGACAAGAUGGUGCCCCUGGUUUGCCAGGACCCCCUGGUCCUCCUGGUCUACCUGGUCCACCUGGACCCAGGGGAGAAAAGGGUGGUAGUGGUGACCUCGGUCUUCCAGGACCAUCUGGAGAAAAGCAAGACACGCAAGGCUCCAACAUUUUCACCGGCUUGUUGUCUUUCUUUACUCCAUCCUCUACGGGUUCUCAGGGUGAACCAGGACAGAUGGGCACAUCAGGACAGAUUGGUCUUGCAGGGCUUCCAGGUCCAAUGGGACCAGUGGGACCACCAGGACCCCCUGGACCACCAGGGCCACCGUACCGCAUUGGCUAUAGUGACCAAGAUGGAUAUGAGGUACUCAAUGGCUUGCCUGGACGCAGAGGUGAACCUGGACCACAGGGCCCACCUGGUGUUGCAGGUCAUCCUGGAAAUCCAGGGUUAUCAGGCAUACCUGGUAGCAAGGGAGCAGAAGGACCACGAGGACCUCCCGGGUUCCCGGGGCUGGACGGUUCGCCUGGAGAAAAGGGUUCAAAGGGAGACAGAGGCGAGAAAGGAGAGAUGGGUUUGCCAGGACGAGAUGGUGGACCACCUGGACCUCCAGGGCCUCCCGGACCUCCAGGGCAGAUCAUCUACCAGCCAGGAGGAGAUUAUAAUGACCUUUUUUGGAAUGAAGCAGGGCAGAUUGGAUCGGGCAUUCCAGGCAGGGCAGGAUUCCCAGGCCCAAUGGGACCGAAAGGGGACAAAGGGGACCGAGGUCUGCCAGGAUAUGCACCUAAGGGAGAGAAAGGAGAGCCCGGCAUCAUCAUGGGGGAUGAUGGGAGACCUCUGUACCUGGGAGGCUUAACAGGAUCGCCGGGUGAGAGAGGAAGUCCUGGUCCAAUGGGAAUUAUGGGUCCACAGGGUCCUCAAGGCCAGAAGGGGGAAAUUGGUUUUCCUGGCCGAGCGGGUCGACCAGGACUGAACGGUGUCAAAGGAGAGAAGGGAGAUUCAGGCAGUGGAUCUGGAUACGGAUACCCUGGACCACCAGGCCCACCAGGGCCCCCUGGGCCUCCUGGACCUCCUGUUCCCAUUGACAGGCUCGGAGUGAGUCCAGAUGGAUAUGAUUACUCCAGGUAUUAUGCUGCUAAAGGAGAGAAAGGAGAUCGGGGACCACCAGGGACACUUGAAAUUCCAGGUUUUGGGUCACAUGUUGACAUUUAUACUUUAAGGAAUGAGCUAAAAGGUGAAACUGGCUUGAAAGGAGAGAAAGGAGAACCGGGUGGAGGAUAUUAUGACCCCCGGUAUGGAGGAAGUGGAGCCGGAGCCCCAGGAGUGCCUGGACCUCCAGGCCCUAAAGGAGACUCCAUUAUUGGCCCAACAGGCCCUCAGGGGCCACCUGGACCUCCUGGAAGAGGGUAUGAUGGACCACCUGGACCACCAGGGCCACCUGGACCUCCAGGACCAUCACUGGAUGGAACUUACAGAGGCACACAGACUAUCAGUAUCCCUGGACCACCGGGACCUCCCGGAGCUCCUGGACUCCCUGGUCUCUCCUCUGGAGUGACAGUGUUGAGGUCUUAUGAAACCAUGACGGCUACAGCUAGAAGACAACCUGAGGGCUCUCUGGUGUACCUUCUAGACCAAACAGAUCUCUACCUACGAGUCCGAGACGGAGUUCGUCAAGUCCAGCUUGGGAGUUACAUUGCUUUCCCCACGGAGGAUGGCAAUGAGGUUGCUGCUGUGGAGCCUCCACCAGUGGUCCCUUAUUCCCCAGACCACCAUUCCAACACUGGCACCAACACUGGCUACUUCAACAAGCCACCUGAGAGUCCGGCCCAACCCCAUGCACAGCCUGACUAUCAACCAUCUUACCUCGAUCCCCGAUACCACCCUGAUUUGCGGUAUCAGCCAGAACCCCAGUAUCCAGAACAAACAGAUCCCAGGUUUCCAAGUUAUACAGACCGGCUAAACCAACCUGACGAAAGGCAUUAUGCUGUGGACUCUCGAUACCCGGUCACUACUCCACGAAGACCACCCCCACCUCGACCCCAGCUUCCGGUCCACUAUCACACUUCUGGGUCAGCGCUCCACCUGAUCGCCCUGAACAGCCCUCAGACUGGCUCCAUGCGGGGCAUCCGCGGUGCAGACUUCCUGUGCUUCACCCAGGCUCAGGCUAUUGGGAUGAAAGGAACCUUCCGGGCCUUCCUGUCCUCCAAACUCCAGGAUCUCCACAGCAUUGUCCGCAAGACCGACAGGCACAGUUUGCCGAUCGUCAACCUGAAGGACGAGGUUCUGUUUGACAGCUGGGACGCCAUCUUCAGUGACGGCAGAAUGAAGGACAACGUGUCGAUCUAUUCAUUUGAUGGCAAGGAUGUUCUUCACGACAGCACAUGGCCAGAGAAGAUGGUCUGGCACGGGUCAACCAGCAGAGGUGAGCGGCACGUCGACAGCUUCUGUGAGACGUGGCGUGUGGGCGACCGGGCGCUGACCGGCAUGGUGUCGCCGCUGCAGAGCGGCGGUCUGCUGCAGCAGAGCUCCAGCAGCUGCUCGAGCUUGAACAUCGUGUUGUGCAUCGAGAACAGCGCCGGUCACGCCAAAAGAUAGAUGCACACACUUUGACAAUGUUUUACACACACCCACACACACUCACUGAUCUGCCUUUGUACUGUAAAUAUGAAUUUUUCAAAGAAUAAUUAGUUUAUGUAUGUUAACCCGUACUUUAUGGUGCUACACAGGAUUACCCACGCAAGUUAAGCUCAGGUGACCGACUGUAACUCAAUCUAUGACAGCCAUAUUGGUGCAGCUUCAUUGCCAUUUAUUUAAUGUUUAAAAGUUUUUAGCUAGCAGUCACUGUAAUGAACAUAAGCAUGCUUGGUUUUAGCAGUUUGUGCACCACAAAAGGAGGAGGUUGAUAAAUGUUCCAGUAAUUAAAAGAGACAGGAAUACUAAACAGAGUUCCUCGUUGGUCAGUUUUGAGAAAGAAUUCUGCUCUGUGGCUGUAACAGAAUAAAGUCCGUAUCUGGUCUUAUUCUGAAAGGACAAGCUGCUGUUAAAGUGCCAUUUUUAUCUCGGCUGUUUUGAAGGAAAGGUUGAAGUAUUGUCAUGACCUUGGUGUUGGUGGCAGGAGCAGCGGUGGUGGCAUCUGCUCCACAAAAACUUUAAUGUUGGCCACAGCUCCAGAACAAUGUGACCUAGGAUGUUUAAAUUACAACAAUAGAUGCAUACUGUUCAAGCUAGACCCCCCCAUUACAAAUCCAAAGCAGCCAAGCAUGGGCGCUUUCUCAGCAGUGUUAAAUCCUGUGACCCGCUCAUCUAUGUGACACAACAGCAGAGAAAACACCACAAGGAGAGGGGAUAUUCUGUACCACUAGAAAUGAUGUCUGAACCACUGCAGUGUUGAUUUUUGUGUCUCUGGGCUGAAAGCAGUAUAAAAAUGCUCUUAAUAAUAUUUCUUGUGCCUUUAACUCCACAGCUAGAUUUUUUUAUAUUGAGUGGAAAAUGUAUAUUGGACAAAAAAAUCUGAUCAUAUUAAUGUAAUAUUCAGAGUCCAAGUGCAAACUAAGCAUUAAGCUUUUGUAUGUGAAAUGUAUGUUUUUAGCUUCUUUACACUGAUUUUACCUGUAAUCCACUCGCUUUCAUUCGCUUCAAGGGAAGAUGUUUUCAAAUUGUAUUUUUAGCCAUAACAAAGGGAUAUUUAUUUUUUCUGAAUUCUGCUUCUUCUGCUUCGCCUAUAAUGUGUGACGCGAGUCCGGUAAAUGUGCAAAGUAAGAAUGAGUUUGUUUGCGCUCAUAGGAAGCAAACAAAUGAAAUUGUGUUCAUACAUCUGACGAGGAUUCAGCCAUAAAUGUGUUGUGCACUGUUGCUGUUUUUCUUUUUGUUUUGUUUGCUCAUUCUCCAGAGGAGAGGAUUCAGCCCCUUCAUUUGCUAACAGAGGUGUAACAAAUGCAGUGAGAUGUGUAUUAAUUUUUGUGUCUUCUGUCAUGUGAGUGUCACAGUGAAAUGCUGUGUCUCUUUAAAUAAACUUGU